Molecule: messenger RNA, 1976 nt
Organism: Musa acuminata AAA Group (dessert banana)
Lineage: Eukaryota; Viridiplantae; Streptophyta; Magnoliopsida; Zingiberales; Musaceae
Product: casein kinase 1-like protein 2
Exons: 14
Coding region: 426-1886 (486 amino acids)
Biological process (GO): peptidyl-serine phosphorylation; signal transduction; endocytosis
Cellular component (GO): cytoplasm; nucleus
Molecular function (GO): protein serine/threonine kinase activity; ATP binding
Source: RefSeq, a predicted model, not a curated record
ACAGCUAAGCAAAGCUAUUAUUUCGUGGGGGAGGGAGCGAGCGAGCGAGAGGGGCGGAUUGUGUUGCCCGCUAUCGCAACCGCUGCUUCGUUUGGAUCAAAGCGUGCGCGAACACGACAUCGUAGGAUCAUGACCCCUUCUCCUCCCCUCCUCCCCACCUCUUCCUCCUCCGGAACCCUAAUUUAUCGAGCCACUUCCUCUAAUUUGGAGACCCCAAGGCGCCGAUCGAUGUCGGGUUUCAUUCCUACCGCCACCGAUUGAUGGGCGUCGGUCUCAUCUCCAUUCCCCGGGUCGUCGAUUUGGUGGGAUUUUCUUGUCUUUGGUGAGACCUUGCGGCUUCGCGAGAUCGGUGGAGGGGGUGAUUUUUGUUGCCAGGACUACAGCUUGAAUUGGGUGCGUCUCCUGCUUGUGAUUGCGGUGGUCGGAUGGAGCCUCGCGUCGGGAACAAGUUCCGCCUCGGUCGCAAGAUCGGGAGCGGGUCCUUUGGAGAGAUCUAUUUGGGUACUAAUAUCCAAACGAACGAGGAAGUUGCAAUUAAGCUCGAAAACGUCAAGACAAAGCACCCGCAGUUGCUAUAUGAAUCAAAGCUCUACAAGAUCCUGCAAGGAGGAACUGGAAUCCCUAAUGUGAGGUGGUUUGGUGUUGAGGGUGAUUAUAAUGUCCUUGUAAUGGAUUUACUAGGACCAAGUCUUGAAGAUUUAUUCAACUUUUGCAGCCGUAAACUCUCUCUGAAGACUGUUUUGAUGCUUGCGGAUCAGAUGAUUAAUCGAGUGGAAUUUGUGCAUUCUAAGUCCUUUCUGCACCGGGACAUCAAACCAGAUAAUUUUAUUAUGGGUCUUGGCAGACGAGCUAAUCAGGUUUACAUAAUUGAUUUUGGUCUGGCAAAGAAGUAUAGGGAUACUUCAACACAUCAGCAUAUUCCAUAUAGGUUGCAAGAAGGUACCAUCAUUUUUAAUGUUCUUGUAAUCUAUUGCAGAGAGAACAAAAAUUUGACUGGGACAGCAAGAUAUGCGAGUGUGAACACACAUCUCGGCAUAGAACAAAGCAGGAGGGAUGAUCUUGAAUCUCUUGGAUAUGUUCUUAUGUACUUUCUAAGAGGAAGCCUUCCUUGGCAAGGUCUAAAAGCAGGAACCAAGAAGCAGAAGUAUGAAAAAAUUAGUGAAAAGAAAGUUGCCACAUCAAUUGAGGCUUUAUGCAGGGGAUAUCCUUCAGAGUUUGCUUCGUACUUCCAUUAUUGCCGUUCACUUCGAUUUGAGGAUAAGCCUGAUUAUGGAUAUCUGAAGAGAUUGUUCCGUGACCUUUUCAUCCGUGAAGGUUUUCAGUUUGAUUAUGUAUUUGAUUGGACCAUUUUAAAGUAUCAGCAAUCGCAGAUAGCUGGUGCUCCUGCACGUGCUAUUGGUGCAAGUGCAGGACCAAGCUCUGGCUUGGCUCCUGCUGUGGCCAAUGAUAGGCAGUCAGGUGAGGAAGGAAGGGCAAGUGGUUGGUUGGCUAUGGACCCUUCUCGUCGGGGACGAGUUACACCUCCACCUGUAAAUGCAAGCAGCUCGUCAAAGCAGAAGGCCCCUGUGGGGAAUGAUACAUCUGCCAGUAAAGAUGCUAUGUUUUCCAGUUCAACCUUUAUGGGACGAUCAAGCGGUUCAUCAAGGCGAGCUGCUGUUUCUAGUAGCCGAGACAUGGUGGGCCCUGACACAGAUCAAUCUCGCACUCGUACUGCUGAGGCCAGCCCAGUGACUUUCCACAAGGUUUCGAGUGCUCAAAGAAAUUCGCCUGCAGAGCACAAGCAUACUUCAUCUGGAAGGAAACCAUCUGCAAUCAAGAAUUACGAGUCCACGCUCAAAGGCAUCGAGGGCCUUAAUUUUGAUAGCGAGGAAAGGAACCAGUUAUAGAAAUUGCAAGUCCUGCUGCGACUUCCAUCCUUGUUCCUCUGUAGACAUCCAUUAACUAAAAUGAAAGUACAACUUGGUAUUUUUCUUUCC